Molecule: messenger RNA, 837 nt
Organism: Pseudogymnoascus destructans
Lineage: Eukaryota; Fungi; Ascomycota; Leotiomycetes; Thelebolales; Thelebolaceae
Exons: 3
Coding region: 133-837 (234 amino acids)
Molecular function (GO): protein binding
Source: RefSeq, a predicted model, not a curated record
CCCCAAUAUAUUCACCUCCACCCCUCACAACUUUCUUCUCCUACACCUUUCUACACCAGGUGGACUAUCCACCAAGUAACAAGAGUUGGCCACACCGAAUUCAUUUGCAGCACUUGGCUGAAUCGUCGAAGAAUGGCUCCAAAGCGUUCUACCAAGAAUGUUAAACUCACAACCAUGUACAACUGCUUGAUCACAGGAGCCUUCUCCGACCUGAAAAUUACCUGCGGUGAAAAGACCUGGAAUGCCCACCGAGUGGUAGUAUGUCCCAAAUCGUCGUUUUUCAGAGCAGCCUGUGCUGGAAACUUCAAAGAAGCUACCACUGAGGUUAUAAACCUUGAAGACGACAAUCCAUUGAUGGUGCGAUUUAUGAUGGACUACUUGUACACGGAUGACUACGACCUCGACCAAAUACUUCCCGCAGGGAGCCCCAGCGAACUAAGCAUUCAUAUACAGAUGUAUUGCCUUGGGGAUAAAUAUGAUAUUGAGGGUCUACGCCACGUAUCCGCCUGCAAAUAUCGAGACUCUUUGGAAGGCCAAGAAGCGACUUUCGAAGAAUAUUUAGCAUCUAUCCCCAAAGUCUAUCUGCCACCAGUAUCAAAGGAUUUACAGAAAGCAGCAAUCGAUCACGCAAGGCUGAAGUUGGGCAAGAGCAAUUGUUCGGACGAGUCAAGGUCUAUGCUCAAGCGUGUCAUGCAAGGGAUCCCAGAAUUUGGCUCUGACCUAAUUGAUGCCGUUCUCGCUGCGCCGGUUCCACGCAUGUGCGAGGACUGCAGAGACGAUGAUAUGCAUGUGGAAAGGCUAGCCAUAUGUCACGUUUGUGGCGUCAUCAUAGAGUAA